This is a messenger RNA of Exophiala xenobiotica, 4240 nucleotides long. RefSeq lists its product as uncharacterized. The record is from RefSeq and is a predicted model, not a curated record. Gene Ontology annotation, molecular function: metal ion binding; RNA binding. The coding region runs from base 691 to 3939 and encodes 1082 amino acids. Gene Ontology annotation, biological process: box C/D snoRNP assembly. Gene Ontology annotation, cellular component: nucleus. Lineage: Eukaryota; Fungi; Ascomycota; Eurotiomycetes; Chaetothyriales; Herpotrichiellaceae. The transcript is spliced from 5 exons.
CACCACCACCAUCACCUUCAUUCUUCCUCUUAUUCUACGUGUAAUUCUCCUCGGCACUUCCUGACUGUGGUCUGUAAUAACUGCAUUGAAUGGUUUCUCAUCUUGCUUUUCGCAUGGGCUGGAGUCGGGGUGAUGAGGUUGGCGUGACUGUGACUGAGGCGCGUUUGAUCAUCAUCUAAGAAAUCGUCCACAAAGUCAUCUGCGGCUCUUUUAAAAGCCUCCCAGAAACCGUGGAUCAAGUACAAUUAGUGCUUUUGCCCUCAGGCUGGUCAAUAUUAGAGAGGUUUUAUUCGAUUGGCGUUGAGUCGGAAUAAGGCACGAGGGGUACCAUCUCUCGCACAUCUCCUGGCGAGACAAGUGGCCCGAACAACAUCAGGGACUUGACUGAACAGUCACGACUCUUGACCUAACGCUCUACAUUACGAAAGUCGACAUAAUUACUACGGUCUUCAUUGGCAUCUCUUCACUGCGUCCCUGUUCGGCUGAACCCUCCACUGUCUUUGCUUUGAUGCAGCCGCGAGUGUGUUGCGGCCUGUGAGUGGCGAAUCCCGGCAAGUAACCAAGAAAACUUGAAUCUGGCACAAAAACUCGGCCUAGGCCCGAUCUGGCGCGGUUCCAACUGAGCACGUGACUUAUCGGCGUCUCGAUUCUCCGAUCAUCUCCAACUCCGACUCUUCAAUACUUGCGGCCAUGGACUCGUCUACGAACCAUUCGCUGAACGGCACACAUCAUAGCAACAAUCCAUCCUACAGUUUUCUCGAUGGCAUUCAGUCUUUUGCGAAUGACGAAUUCAGUCAAUACUUCGACCCUGCUCUUUUCGAGAACACUACCAUUGGACCGGGCUUUUCUCAGCAACCCCAAACUCAAUCCCUCCCGCAGAACUUCAAUCAAAAUGUGCCCCGGCAGUCACAUAGUCCACUGCCUCAAUUCAAUUCACCCCAGCCGACAUUGUCUCAUGGACAAUACUCGCAGCCUAUGUACGAUACACAACAACUGUCACAACACAACUAUGAUUCACGCUACUAUCCACGGCCUUCAGCCUCACCAGUGGGCUUCGACGGAGGCUAUGGCUACCAGCCUCAAAUGAACUACAACAGCCAGGGAUUUAAUCCUCAGCACAUCAACAUGCCUCAGAGGCAGACUCCCACCCCAACAACGAACUAUCCUCCGGGACAACAACGGGCUUCGCCCUACAUCAACAUUGUAGCGCGCCCUACUCAAAUGUCACAAAUGCAGAAUGCCGACCUGAUGCAUUUCGGAAACUUCCAGGAUCAAAGCCACCAGUCCUCGAAUGGUUUCGUAGACCCAAACAUGUUGACCGCGAACCAGAUCAUGGGCCCAAACAGCAAUAACACGAACUUCCCGCCUCCUCAAUCGUACUUACCACCAUCAUAUUUCAAGUCCGGCUCCACUGUUGAUCCACGGUCCUUGCAGGGUGCGCGGUCUGUGCAGCCCGCACCUCCUAUGACAUCACAACAGUCUCAAAUCUCAGUUAUCAUUCCGAAGUUCGAGAAGGCUUCGAAGCCCAAUAGCUCCAAGGAUCCCCAUGUAACAAAGAAAUCCAAGAAGACGGAUGGCCUUUCAGGGUCCGCUGAGGCUGGAUCGGACUCGGAGGAUGAGUUAUCGAUUCAGGAAGAGGAACCUCCGGAACAGACCCCGGUUUUUCUCACCUUGGCGGCACCCACUGAAGAAGGGCAGAGAGCUCAAUAUUAUGCUGUUCAAGCAGUGUUCUCCCCGCGUAACAAACCUGCUUCGGCUGAGAAGGUUCGAAGCGGAAUUGCAGGCUAUGGUGAUGCCGUUCGGGCGUUGCGAGAUGCUUGGAAGGUCAAGAACGACAACUUGAAAAAGGCUGAAUUACCAAAUUCUCCUACAGCCCAAGAAGCCGAUGCCCUCAAGAAGGAAGUUGCACGAUAUCGCCAACUUAUGGAAGAGGUCAUGACGCGGUCUUUGAAGUAUGGACAUCCUUCGAUUGUCAAAAGACUAGGUGAGAAUCACUUCACGAUGUCGGCCCUAUACUCCUUUAUGCUCGACCGAUUCACCGCUGGAGACUAUGAUAGCCCUCUUGUUCUGGCAAUUCUUAAGUUCGUUGCAAAGUUCGAGACUCUCGAUAGCGAAAUGCUGGAAAUGACCAAACUCUCCAAGCUACUGCAACGGCUCACGAAGAAGGCCAGCACCGAGGCCAAGGCCCUGGCGCAAACUGUUCUCGAUAAUGCUGUCGCUGCUUCUGCCAAGAAGAAAGCGGCCGGCAUCAAGGCUGAGAAUGCAGCGUCGCCCAAGGUCGGUGGCAGUCCUGCAGAUUCAUCUCGGAGAGAAGUGGUCGCAGGAAUUAAGCGGGCACGAGAAGGUGAUGCGGCUCCGCAACCGGUGCCAAAGAAGGUUGUCAAAGUACAAUCAUCGAAACCUCUGGCUCUACAAAACGCCGAGCGUAGGAAGGCAUUGGAAGCUCUCAAAGCAGGCGGCAAGCCCGUAACAGCCGCUGCAAACCCUGCAGCCCCAGCAAAAGCCAAAGUGGCAGUAGCGGCGCCUCCAAAAUCUGCAGUCUUCUCAUCCUUAAUGUCAGCUUCAAAGCGACCCGGAACGUCCCUUGCAGCUCGUGCGGCUGCUGCAGCCAAAGAACAAGCCGCCACAGCCAUAACACCUCCUGUAUCAGCUAUGUCGAUAAAGAAGGAAAGCGUGCGAAAAGAAUCCCCACCGCGCAAUGUCACCCCCUUUCCGAAGACGGCUUCGGCCACUUCAUCUUUGCUUAGCCUGCUGACGGAUAUGGAGAAGAAGCCGGAAAAAGAAACAAAGAAAGAGACAGAGAUUCCAAAUGAGACCGAAGAAGAGAAGGCUCAGCGUCUUCGAAAAGAAGCACGUAGAAAACUACGUGUCUCGUGGAAGGCAGACUCGGAACUCGUCGAGACACGACUCUUCACUCAUGACCCAGAUGAGGAGAUUGGUGACGGUGACAGCCUGAAACGUGAUGCAGGUGACACCGGCCGUGAAGGUGAAGCGCUCAAGCUCCACAAGACUAUGGAAGAGCUGGAGGAUGACGAAGACGAGGACUCCUCUGAGGAACUCGAACCGUACACACCGCCUUCGGACGUGGAUUUUAGCGUGCUCCAAAAUGAAUCCGGCUCAUUUGAAGUUAAUUCCUUCAAAUUUGGAGGAUCCAUGAAGCCUGAAAGUGCCAGCUCUGAAACACAAAAUAAACGUGAGCAAGAGACCGUCAUGACGACCUACACCUCCAAAGCCGACCGUCCUCCGACACCAAAGGAACCAGACGAGAACGAAGAAGGGGACUUUGAGCCUGCUGAACCUGCAGUCGAGUUUGGUGAGCCUAAUGAGAAAGUUCGCCAGCGCGAAAAGGAAUAUCUCGCACGCCAAGUUCGAAGCCAGCCAGUAAUGCCACCCAAUUUUGUCCUUCAAGCCCAGACGAUGUCUUCGACACAAGCACCUCAACAACAAGCCGCUGCUAUCCCAGUUGAACUGCAACGAGCCUUGGCGUCAUUGUCAGGUCAACCACAACAGGCUGCACAACCUGCGCCGCAGGUGGAUUUCUCUGCAAUCCUCCAAUCGGUUCACCAGAUCAGUCAACAAGCUCAAGGACAGAGUCAACCGCCGCAAUACCCAGUCCCAAGUCAAAUGCCUGCUGCAACACCGGACCUGAGCGCGCUGCUUGCCAAUCUGCAACAACAAGCCUCGCAGGGUCAGAAUUCGGCGCCACUGGCGAUCGGCAUGGGGAAUAAUCCUAAUCCUUAUCCCGGUUCUUUGGACGAUUCCUCACGCAAACACGGCCGCUCGGACUCGAAUGAUUAUGAUGAAACCGGUCGAAAAGGUGGAUCCAAGAAGAAAAAGCCAUACAAUUAUAAGACUCAGGUGUGCUCGUUCUGGGAACAGGGCAGAUGCACUAAAGGUGAAUCUUGCACAUAUCGUCAUGGCGAAGAAGAUCUCACCUGAGGACGGUUCAUUAUGAGCUUUCUGUACACUAAUUUCACAUCACGACGUUGUUGUUGGUCGGAGUCAAAAAGUGACCCUGCCACCUUUCCCUUCCUUGUUCAACUACACCCUGCGGAAACAGAGAGCGAUACCAGAGCGAUUCAUUUUACAGAUGAGGUUUAAGUGCGAUUGCAUGAUCACGAGGGCUGGGCGUCCAUGGUACUACCCCCAAGAGGGGUGUACUCCUGAAAGGCCAGCGACCGGCUGAUAGAUAGCAUUUCCAAUCCUUGUGGGAUAUUAUGAAAUUAACCAUACACUUCUG